Messenger RNA from Rodentolepis nana, 1110 nucleotides. The record is from the annotation of a GenBank genome assembly. NCBI's taxonomy places the organism in Eukaryota, Metazoa, Platyhelminthes, Cestoda, Cyclophyllidea, Hymenolepididae.
AUGCUCUAUUGUACGACAUUUGCUGAUUACAUUGAAGUUAAUAAUAGAUCGCUUUUAUUUGCCGGAAGCACCUCAAAUUCUAUAUGUGUUUGGGCUUUUAAAGGUGAUGAGCCUUUUCAACUAACGCGCUUAUCAAGUUUUGGCACACAAAAGGGAAUUAUUUUCUCCGUCGACAUAUUUCAACACCCCUAUACUAAAUCUUGUCUUAUAGCUUCGGCUGCAGAAGACAGAUCAGUUGUCAUUUGGUCUUCCCCCUUCGAUUCAUUUUGUUCAAUGAACCCUUCUCCGUCUGGCAAUUGGUGCAUACUUCAUCGAUUGGAUGCUUUUUCCAAUGAUCCCACUUCGUCUUUACUGUUUGGGGCAAGAAUUUGGUGUGUAUGCUUGAACGAUUGGGGCAUAGUAACAGCCGGUGAAGAUUGCUCCAUAGUUUUCUAUCCUUGGUUGAAUUCAUCGACUGCUAGAUUGAAACGAGUUUUGCUGAAAUCCGCCCAUCGUGGUAGAAGUAUUUGGUGCCUUGAUACGCGGAUUGUUAACGAGACUAAAAUGCAAAUCGUAUCUGGUGGAAAUGAUGGUGGUUUAAUUGCAAAUGAAAUUGAUUUGGAUGUGAAGAAUGAACCUAUUUUAAAUCAGGUUAUAUCUGUGAAGCCCAAGAUAAACAUUCCGAAGUCUGAAGAGCAUUCCUCUCUCCUGAAGCACAACUUUCCAUCUGAUGUCAUCUUUUUAAAUUCUCAAUUCAUUGCUGAUAUCCGUGUUUUAUUCCCAAAUUCGGUUGGGGAGACCGUGAUACUCUCAUCAUCGCUACGUAGUGUCUUUGUGGGCCCAGAGGGUAAAGUAUUCACCAUCCUCGAAUCUGGGGAUUUGGCACUACUUCGUUCGAUAGAUGAUGGUGCAUCCGAAUUGAGUGUUAUUCAGCCGAUGGUGUCUUCUGGCCUUGUCAAAAGGCUCAACAAAGGGGCUCAAUACAUCCAGGGCGAUGGCGUCUAUCUUCGACAGAAUUGCCUCUUCCCUGGUUAUUGCGUUUCUGGAGUUCACAGAGAGUCUGGAAGGUUUGCUCUUGGCGGAAGAUGGGGCUGUCUGGGCAUCUAUGAAGUAGAACCAGGUGAGUCUUAG